CAUGCUCUCCUUUUAUUUAUAAACUCUUGGUGUAAAAUGGAAAGAGAGCGAGUAAAAUGUUAUCUCGUGAACUUUUCUCACUGCGUGCGUCGCGAUGAGGCAGUCGGAAGAGAGUUUUCUCCCAUUCAGCAUCUCUUUUGCCUCAUUCGUGUGCGAAAUGUGAAUGGAAGAGGCUGUGAAUCCCUAUCGAGACCACGAAAGUGCUAUUUAACUCCACUUGAACUAGAAAAAAAACGUUAAUUUUCGUGAUAACAAAAAUUGUUGCUUCCACUUUGGAUGUUGACUGUGGAUUUGUGAGGGCGCAGAGAGUUGUUGGGGCCCCCAAUUGACCCUGGGUGGAAGAGACAAGAGUUGGGGUUGUGAGAUUACGACGAAGUUGUGUAUUGAAAAAGGUGUUAGCCAUGUCAGUGGAUGAGAGUGUUGGUGAGGAAAUUGGCGGUAAAAUGUGUCCCAUGAAACUCAUUGAGGAGUUAUCAUACGCCGGAACGGAUUCCAUACAAUUACAGCAAGUUGUGAAUCAGUAUUUAAAGGACGUAACAGGAGCUCAUGUGGCUUUUCUCAUGCCACUUAUUCCUACCAGUGAAGAGGGUCUUCUCCAGGUAGUCGGAGGACGAGCAUUGGAUAAAGAAAUUCGAUUUUCGGUAACAUCAUCCGAUAUUGAAAAUUUUUCAAAGAGUGGAUUUCCCUUUUCUGUCAAUAAUCAGCACAAUGAUUUUUCAGAGAUGAUUGAACAGAUCAUUGGAAGGGAUAAAAAUAUCCUAUUUUUCGGCAUAAAACACCCUAAAGUGAAUUCCAUGAGCAAUGAACAUCAAAUUGCGUUAUUUGUGAGUUUGGUAAUUGAGAGUGAAAAUGACGAAAGUAAUCCAAUCCAGCGAGAGAAAUACGAGAACAGUAUUCAGAAAGUAUUUAGCUAUAUUCUUGGACAUCUGCUAACUGCUUUUGAGUUGUUCGAGGAAAGGCGUGUAAGGGGUCAAUGUCAGAAUCUUCUAAGGGUUGCUCGACGUCUUCUCGGGAAAAUUGGUGACUUGGGAAAAUUGAUGAGGGGAGUAAUGGCCGAAGCUAAGGACUUGGCUCAAGCUGAACGAUGUUCCCUCUUCCUCAUUGAUAAAUACACGGGGGAACUGGUGUCAAAGGUUUUUGAUGGCAAUGAAGCUACAGAAGAAUUUCGCAUUGAAAAUGGCCAAGGAAUUGCUGGUCAUGUGGCCAACACGGGAAAACUGUUGAAUAUCAGAAAUGCCUAUCAGCAUUCACUUUUUUAUAAAGGCGUAGAUGAAGUCACUGGAUUUAAAACCAGAAACAUACUCUGCUUUCCGAUCUGCGACGAGGAAAAUAUAAUCGGUGUUGCUCAGUUGUGUAAUAAGGCAAAUGGUUUUCAUUUUGAUAAAUGCGAUGAAGAAAUUGCCACAGCAUUUUCAAUUUACUGUGGCAUAAGCAUAAUGCAUGCAUUAGUUCAUGAACGUGUUCAAAAAGCUGAAGCUCGCCAUAAACUGUCACAAGAACUACUUCUUCAUCAUAUGAAGGUACCGGAAGACGAUGUCAAGUCAAUUUUGCAAGAUAUGCAAACAUCCCGCAAUAAGAUAGAUUUCAAUGAAUUCACUUGCUUCACCUAUUGUCCACGCGAAAUUGACAAAAAUGCAUCAAUUCACAUGUCUUUUGAAAUCUUUAGCUAUUUGAAGCUUGUGCACAAAUUCAAAAUACCAAAAGACAAAUUUCUGCGGUUUCUGCUUCUUGUGCAAAAAGGCUACAGAGAUAUGCCAUAUCACAAUUGGACGCAUGCCUUUUCUGUGACACAUUUUGGAUUUUGCCUCUUCAAUAAUUUAAAACUACUGGAAAAUGGAAUUGUAACGGAUCUUCAAGCACUGGCAUUUUUAAUAGCGUGUUUGUGCCAUGAUUUGGAUCAUCGUGGAACAAAUAACUCCUACCAGAAGCAAUCCAGAAGUCCGCUAGCAAAGCUUUACAGCUCUGAAGGGAGCGUCAAUGAACGUCAUCAUCUAUCUCAAGCUAUUUGCAUUUUGAAUGAUGCAAAUUGCAAGAUACUCGAUUCGCUGGACAAUAGUCAAUUUAAGGAGUGUAUUGAUGUGAUUGGUGAAUUAAUAUUAGCAACAGAUCUUGCGCAGCAUUUCCGCAUUCUUGCAAAUUUGCGUCAAUUGACACCGGAGAAUCUCAAAGAGAAGCCUAUGCACCUACUAUCCCUUAUGAUGACCUGCUGUGAUUUAAGUGAUCAAGUUAAGCCCUGGCCCACCACACAAAUCGUAGCUGAACUCGUGUAUGCAGAAUUCUUUGCACAAGGUGACCUGGAGAAGGAAAUGGGACUCUCCCCUAAAGAAAUGAUGGAUCGUCAGAAGGCUUGCAUUCCAGAAUUGCAAAUUGAAUUUAUUACAACAGUUGUGAGACCAACAUUUGAAAUUUUGGCAAAUAUUUUCCCAACUAUCAACAUUUGCCUGGACACCAUCGACAAUAACCGAAGAAAUUGGGAAAUUCUGAGGGAUCAACAAUCUCAAUACUGUCUCAGUCCUUAGGAAAGGAAAGCAAGACACCUUGAGACAUUUAUCAUAAAACUGUAUUGUGAUGUUCUGUUUGGCUUUUUUCUUAGAACAGAACUAAAAAGUGAUCAAUUGAUAGAAUCUAGAGAUUUUCUCUUUUAAAUAUUUCAACUUAAGGUAAACUUGAAGGAGCAAUGAAAUUUUGGGACUCAAAGAAAUUGAUGUAGAAAUGCAUUUUUUUCAUUUUUUUUAAGCUUCAUUUUAUUCCUCUUCACAGAAAACACUUUAAAUAGCUUAACACAAUUUUAUUCUUUUGUGUAUUCUCACUGGGCUAGAGGUUUAUGUACUUUUUCGAUAGGGGGUAAAAUUUGUGGUUUCAAUCUACGUAAGCAAAUACACUUAACAUACGCUAAAGAUUAUUGGUUUUUCUUCGCACACAACGAAUGUUUAAAUGUCUUUUUUCUUAAUUUCAAUAAAUAUUUUUUCAUCUCAUUUUAAAAUUAUUCUUUUGUGGACAAUUUUGGUCACUAACAUCACACUAAUUCCAAUUAAUGUCUUAGAUAUCGCCAAAAAAAAUCAGCCAAAAAAUAACAAUUCAAUCAAAAUUAAUAUCGGUAAAAUUAUUCAAAAAAAAAAUUAUCAUAAAAUUAGAUAUUUCUUCAAUAAAACAAAAAAAAAAUGAACUAAAAAAUGUUUAAGUCACAAUGCAUAAAUUCAAAACCUUCAAUAUUGUAUUAUCACAAUUUCCGAAAAUUUGAAUAUCAAUUUAUUGUUUUUCAGUUACUGUAAAACCGUAAAAAAUGCAAUAUUGCAAAGACAAAGAAAUAAUAUUAAAACCAUAAAAUGUACUUAAUGAAAACUUUGAAAAGGAAAUAUAAAUUAAAUAGACAAAACAAAAUUAAAAAAAAAAU
Phlebotomus papatasi is the source of this 3394-nucleotide messenger RNA. RefSeq names its product cGMP-dependent 3',5'-cyclic phosphodiesterase-like. Lineage: Eukaryota; Metazoa; Arthropoda; Insecta; Diptera; Psychodidae. Gene Ontology annotation, cellular component: mitochondrial inner membrane; synaptic membrane; nucleus. The transcript has 11 exons. Gene Ontology annotation, molecular function: 3',5'-cyclic-GMP phosphodiesterase activity; 3',5'-cyclic-AMP phosphodiesterase activity; 3',5'-cGMP-stimulated cyclic-nucleotide phosphodiesterase activity. Gene Ontology annotation, biological process: negative regulation of receptor guanylyl cyclase signaling pathway; regulation of mitochondrion organization; positive regulation of gene expression. The coding region runs from base 402 to 2519 and encodes 705 amino acids. The record is from RefSeq and is a predicted model, not a curated record.